AGCGAAUCCUUCUUACAAACGGAUCAUUCGAAAACAAAUCCAGUUCUUGCGCAAAGUUGAUUUAGAGAAGGAAGAAAUAAUAGAAUUGAAGAACAACGUCGAGGAGCUGAAAACUGUAUUGCAUGAAGCAUUUGACACACAAAAGGAAACAGUGCUACUAUCAAAAAUGGAAUGACAACAUGUGAACAUCAGAUUUCAAAAGCCAAAAAAGAAAUUAUACAGAACACAGAUAAGAAGUUCGCUGAGAUGACAGAAAAAAUACAGCAGCUGGAAGCAACGAUUAGUAUAUUUAUAGAGCAAAUCCCAAGACCAAAUGAAUCACCAAAUCAACACAAUUAUGAACACAUAGAAAGUUCCAAGUACAGUAGUAGUAAAACGAACAGCGAAGAACUUUAUGUUCAACAAGGAGCAAGACCAAAGAGAAAUCAUGAAGAUAUAAAGUACGCUACCUGUCAUGUCGAAUGUAAAGAAUUGGAUGAAAAAUUAGCUGUGCAGUUGUUGCCAGAAAACAAUCACAGUUUUCCUGCAGGCUUUAAAACAAUAAGCGCUGAGCAGGAGUGCCUUCUUCUAAAGUUAAGAGCGCCUUCAAAAAUGUUAGAAGACAUAGAAACCUUUCGAAUGGCUUUGAGGGCAUUGCUAAUUCAAAUUGCUCACGCCGGAAAUAUUGAUUUCAACAAACCAAGUACUAUAACUAUGAAAUUGACAUUCACAGAUGACCUCACGGAAGACGAAAUAAAAGUAAUCAAAGAGAUAUCUGGUAAAUUGUUUCAUUCUCAAAGGAUUGUUGCAAGUGUAAAUUAUCCAGCAGUUGCUGUUUCAUAUGAAACCAGAGGAGUUAACAUAGACGAAAAUUGCAGGAAAUGUGAAAAUUUGCAGACUGAGGUCAUUAUUCAGCGGACAACUAUUGAAAUGCUGGAGUUUAAAAAUCGAGAGUUGAUAUUUUCAAUUAUUGAGCUGGAACUACUUGACGAAUGGAAGGAGCGUAAAAGAUCAAAGUUAGCCUUGGAAAACAGACAUUUGCGAGAAAUAAUACAUGAAGCUGCAGCAUCUGAUAGAAAGUUUGACAGACAACAAGAGAAACAAGACAGUGCAGGAGAAAUCGAAGGUCUAUUUGAAAAUGUUCAAGAGAAAAGAAAACGUAUAGAUUCAAGCUCCCAAACUUCUCCAUUGUUUUGUAUGAAUUGUUUGAGCGCUUAUCUCUUCCUACUUACAAGAUGUGCAGAAACACUAUUAACUCAAUAUUUCGCACUCUUAAAAGACGCUAUAUCAGACGGUAAAUAUGCGAUGCAACAAGCUUUAGUUGAUGAUGAGGCAACAAAAUCUACAGAUUCAGAUGAAGAUACACAUCAUUUUUGCACAGAUAUUGUAAUACUACAUUCAGAUACAGACACGAUUGAGGCUCAAGCCUGCCAAAAAUUGUUAAUGAAGCAUAUCGAUAUACCUCAUUUUAAAGUUGACUUGUCAACACAGGGAGGUCCUUUGUUAAGCAAUUUGUUUAAUACAUGUAGACUAAUGUUUAUUUUUCAAACGAAAAAUUUUGAGUCGGAUCCACAAGCAAGCUUUGAAAAUCUGAUGUAUCGCCUUCAAGACCCACAAAUAACACGGAGAAUAAUCCCAUUGAAAGUUGAUAAAACAAUAAUUACUGAACUAUCUCCAAUCAUACCUCUAAAGUAUGUUACAGACAUCAGUGAUGAACAGUUUCCAAUAUUCAAACGGGAAGUAGGACAGUUAGUCGAGUAUUGGAGGAGAGUUUUGCCAUGACAAAUUUAGAAAAACAAUAA
Messenger RNA from Mytilus trossulus (common blue mussel), 1781 nucleotides. RefSeq lists its product as uncharacterized. Lineage: Eukaryota; Metazoa; Mollusca; Bivalvia; Mytilida; Mytilidae. The record is from RefSeq and is a predicted model, not a curated record. The transcript has 13 exons. Bases 172 to 1761 code for a protein of 529 amino acids.